Molecule: messenger RNA, 825 nt
Organism: Durotheca rogersii
Lineage: Eukaryota; Fungi; Ascomycota; Sordariomycetes; Xylariales; Xylariaceae
Product: peptidase S8/S53 domain-containing protein
Exons: 2
Coding region: 1-825 (274 amino acids)
Biological process (GO): proteolysis
Molecular function (GO): serine-type endopeptidase activity
Source: RefSeq, a predicted model, not a curated record
AUGAAUACCUUCGCGGAUAGCAUCGAGGCCCUCAAUCCUGAAGAUGACAAGGAGUUCUUCGCUAGCCUGCCCGACGAGUUGAAGAAGGAUGUGAGUGUAGCUCUAAUCGACGAUGGGGUCCAAUUCGGGCAUGAGCCGCCCCAGGGAAAGAUUAAAGACAGCUGGAGCUUCGAUGAUGGAUACGACGGCGCAGACCUACCGGGGGCCCGAAAACCGUUCCACGAGUCUCAGACUGGGCAUGGCACUCUGAUGGCCAGCAUGAUUUGUCGAGUCUGCCCGGGAGCAAAAAUAUUCUCCUGUAGACUCAAAGUCAUUCCCGGAGACGGACUCAAAUUCUACUUUACACCCGAGAGCGCAGCUGAGCUCGCGCACGAGAAAGGCGCGCUUAUUUUCUGCGCGGUCCCCGACGAAGGGUCCAUGACCGAUAAGGAAUUCAGCAAAUACUACCCGGUGGGCUGCGCGGGCCUAGCGGCGCGGAUCUUCAAGAUCGGCGCCGCCACGGCGAACAACGAAAGGCACGAGUGGGUGGGGAAGGAAAGCCAGCUCGACUUCCUCCUGCCAGGCCACGAGGUCACCGAGAGAGGAGAGGACACGGUCGAUCCGGACGGGGAUAUCCCCAAGACGGGGUCGUCCAUUGCGACUGCGCUAGCCGCAGGGCUCGCAGCUCUCGUCAUCUACUGCGUCCGGCUAGCGGCGAUCGAAACAUAUCGAAAGGAGACAGGGUUCAGUGAUGAGAAUAAGAAAACGCUGGAUAGUACUGAUGCAGUGACAGAGGAUUCUUUAGGCAUCGUCAAGACAUUCAACGGCAUGAAGCAAAUCUUAUAA